AGUCAUAGUGGGCAGAGCCAAUCACGAGCUAGCGAGACCCUAUUGGUGCCUUAUAACCUAUAUUUGCAUAUUUCCGUUAGGGAACGUCUACUCUGCGAAGUGCGCGUAUACAACAACGCAUUUAAAAAAAAACUUUGGCAAGGGGUAGAGUCUAAAAAAUUACUCGACUCUUUUCGUAAAAUAUUAUAGUUUUGGGAACAGACAUUUUUUUAAUCGAUGAGAAAAUGUGCAGAAUGUCGGACAAAAGCCAUCUCGUUCCAUCUUCUACUGCCGGCUAAUGGGCUUCCUCUCAAGUGGGUGGAACCGCCAAGCGGAUGCUUCACAUUUCUUCAUCCGGUGAAAUAGCUGUCUCAUUGUUUUGUCUGUGACAAGACUUUAUGGACAGGUCUCGAGACCAACACCCAGAGGUGGAGAGAAUGAGCCAGAAAGAGGGUCUGAGGGCCAACUCCUUUCAGUUCACUCUGGAGGGAGAGCCCUUUCACAUCCUGGGGGGCUCUAUCCACUACUUCCGCGUCCCAAAAGCCUACUGGGAGGACUGGCUGCUGAAGAUGAGGGCCUGUGGGGUCAACACUCUCACCACAUAUGUGCCAUGGAACCUUCAUGAGCAAAAGAGAGUGGUUUUAAAGGCGUACAUCAGCCUAGCAGCAGAGUUGGGGCUCUGGUUUAUUCUGCGGGCAGGACCCUACAUCUGUGCUGAGUGGGACUUAGGAGGGAUGCCCAGUUGGUUGCUGUGUGAUCCAGACAUGAAGUUGAGAACAACCUACCCAGAUUUCACAGAAGCAGUUGACUCCUUUGAUCAACUCAUUCCAAGAGUUGCACCAUAUCAGUUCUCCAAGGGGGGCCCAAUUAUAGCAGUUCAAGUGGAGAACGAGUGUGGCUCUUAUGCAAAAGAUGUUGAAAAGAGCCCCAGAAGUUCAAGAUGGUGAUGGGGUAUUGGUCUGGGUGGUCUGACCUCUGGGGUGACCUUCACCAUGUUUUUGCUGCUGAGGGUAAGUCAUAUUUCCUCAAGCAGUAGGAUCUCUUUGCCACACCGCAUGAGUCACACUCAAUAGAUUGGUCACAUGGUGCUUAGCAUAUGGUCAGUUCUCCUUUGUGGUAUAUUUCUGUCAGAGAUGAAUAUGCUUUCCAUGUGUGCUUGUUUCCAAGCCAAGCAUCAUAAACCAGAGUUGGUCUUUAUUCCCCCUAAAAUUCAAUUAAGAUGCACGUAGUCAAUUUCAGCUGAACCGAGCUGUCUUUUGUAUACUGUUUUAUACUGUGUUAUGCUUUUGUACUGUCCUUCAGUGUCUAGAACAGGGCUCUCCAACCCUGUUCCUGGUGAGCUACCGUCCUGUAGUUUUCACUCCAACCCUAAUCUAGCACACCUGAUUCUAAUAAUUAGUUGAUUGAUAAUCUGAACCAGGUUAGUUACAACUGGGGUUGGAGCGAAGACAUACAGGAAGGUAGCUCUCUAGGAACAGGGUUGGACACCCCUGGUCUAGAACCUUAAAAAUAAAUAGAAACUGCAAAGCCCCUAUUGUUAACCUACAUGCACUGUACAUGUGUGCAGCUUGUUAGAUAAGAGUGACUCAGCCCCUCUCAGAAGGGAACAGUACAGUAUGUGAAAGGGCCACUGACUAACCAUUUAAUACACACACACACACACACACCAAUCACAUAACACUGUAGCCACUGCUAGCUUUGAGAUACUGUGGCCAUAUAUUACACAUUACAUGAUGGUGAAUCCUUUAAAAAAAAGCUUAAUUUUCAAGAUCCUCUCAUUAGACAAUGCAUCACUGCAGUAAAUACUUGUCAGUUGUCACACAGCUUGGCACACAGUUGUAGAUGUGUAUUAAUGUCAUGAAGAUUCUCCAGACUGUCCUUAUGUUGAACAACAGCCACUGAUAACUCUGGUCCUCAGGCCUGGUUUUGUCCUCCUUUCAUUGCCAUCAGCAUCCAUGUCUAUCUCGCACAUGCAGGAUGCUAAUCAAGUCGUGCUCUGUCACUCCAUGCUUGUUAUUCAUUAUCCCGCUGUCCUUGAUUUAAAUCAGUAAAGUAAAGCUCAAUUUGAAUGUCUAAUUAAACACGUCAUUAUGUCCUAUGACAGGGGUUCCCAAACUUUUUCACUCGGGGGUGGGGGUUUUGAGUUUAUUUCCUGAAAAUCUACACAUUUUGUCAUGGGGUGUAAAGAACAUUUAUCAGUUUUUGACAGACAUUUUAUUGAAAUUCUAUACAUUUAGUAAAGUAUGUGCAUUCAAGUGAUAUUUGAGUGACAAAAAAAUUACAACAAUAUCUAUGGGCAAAAAAAGCAACAACAAAAAACAUUAGCUUCUUGGGCUAGUUGAUCUGGACAUUUCUGACAAAUUAUAAAUAGCUCUCUAAGGUAUGCAAUGACUAACAGGACAAAAUAAACUGCUGAUGAACUACCCAAUUUCGAAUUUGCACCUUGUGAUUUCUAUUAAUGACUUUCAAGAGUAAGUUUAAAGACGGACUGAGUUCCUUGAAAAAACACACCCCACAGUUGGGAACCACUGUUCUAUGCAAUAUGUGUAGCUAAUCAGUAUGGUGAAGGAGGUGAUUUUGAAUGGGGAUCUGGUUGUCCCUACAAUGAGUUAUAGUUAAAUGUAACAAGGUGUGGCAGGGUUUUAAUCCAUAUUGCAAUUGAACUGAACACUUAUCUCCCUCACUAGCUUUAAGCACCAGCUGUUAGAGCAGCUCACAGAUUACUGCACCUGUACAUAGCCCACCUAUAAUUUAACCCAAACAACUACCUCUCCCCCAACUGUAUUUAUUUAUUUAUUUAGCUCCUUUGCACCCCAUUAUUUCUAUCUCUACCUUGCACAUUAUUCCACUGCAAAUCUACCAUUCCAGUGUUUUACUUGUUAUAUUGUAUUUACUUCGCCACCAUGGCCUUUUUUUUGUUGCCUUUACCUCCCUUAUCUCACCUCAUUUGCUCACAUUGUAAAUAUACUUACUUUUCAACUGUAUUAUUGACUGUAUGUUUGUUUUACUCCAUGUGUAACUCUGUGUUGUUGUAUGUGUCGAACUGCUUUGCUUUAUCUUGGCCAGGUCGCAAACUUGUUCUCAACUUGCCUACCUGGUUAAAUAAAGGUUAAAUAAAAAUAUGGGCAAUAGGAUGCUUGGAACGAG
Messenger RNA from Oncorhynchus keta (chum salmon), 3126 nucleotides. RefSeq names its product beta-galactosidase-1-like protein 2. Gene Ontology annotation, biological process: carbohydrate metabolic process. Gene Ontology annotation, molecular function: beta-galactosidase activity. NCBI's taxonomy places the organism in Eukaryota, Metazoa, Chordata, Actinopteri, Salmoniformes, Salmonidae. The record is from RefSeq and is a predicted model, not a curated record. The coding region runs from base 378 to 926 and encodes 182 amino acids. The transcript has 7 exons. Gene Ontology annotation, cellular component: vacuole.